Molecule: messenger RNA, 5118 nt
Organism: Exophiala bonariae
Lineage: Eukaryota; Fungi; Ascomycota; Eurotiomycetes; Chaetothyriales; Herpotrichiellaceae
Exons: 1
Coding region: 1-5118 (1705 amino acids)
Molecular function (GO): protein binding
Source: RefSeq, a predicted model, not a curated record
AUGUUUCGGCGGGACAGGAACAAUUCAGAGCGCACGCAAAAAACGCAUAGGAGUGAUACUGAGUGGAAUGGAGAGGCCAGGUUACCAGCACAACCUGCAACAUUGAACGCCUCGCACACAGGCGCAGGUACACCUCAAGAAACCAACCACCUGCGACGACUUGUCCUACGGAGGAGUGAGCAGAUUAGAAAAGGAGAAGAACUAGCGCAACCUUCGAGUGAUCGUCGACUUGAUCCUCUGGGUUUAAAGGUACUGCACGAGCCAAACCAUCCUCCUGCAGCAGAUAUCAUUUUCGUGCAUGGACUUGGAGGAACCAGCCAGCAAACGUGGUCUAAAAAUCAUGACCCGACCUUAUUCUGGCCACUGGAAUGGCUGCCUUAUGAGAACUCAAUAUCAUCCGCGAGAAUAUCUUCGUUCGGUUAUAAUGCACAUUUCCUCUCAACAUCAUCGACUCGAAAGACGAUCUUGAACAUCUCUGAUUUCGCCAAAGAACUUUUAUUUCAACUUCUAUUUGCCACUGGAAGCGGCGAACAGCCCUUACAGAUUGGCAGUGUGCCUCUGAUCUUCAUUGCUCACUCGAUGGGUGGACUAGUGGUCAAAAAAGCACUCAUUCUUGGACGCAACGAUUCAAAUUACACUGAUAUUGUUGACUCUGUCUCAGCCGUGCUAUUUCUAUCCACUCCACAUAGAGGCUCAGACCUCGCAAGCACGUUAAACAAUUUACUCUCCGCAUGCAUUCUCACUUUCUCACCCCAGGAGUACAUUGCAGAACUUAGGGCUAAUUCGCAAAGCUUACUGGAGAUCAAUGAUCAAUUCAGAAAUCUUGUCUCUAAAAUUGAGUUAUUUUCAUUCUACGAAACCCGUCCAACGAAAGUCGCCGGCAUCCAUGUACAAAUUCUACAGAGGGAUUCCUCAAGCCUGGGAUAUCCUGGCGAAAUCUGUACACCUCUGGAUGCAGAUCACCAUGAUGUGUGUAAGUUUUCGAGCCAGCAAGAUCCAAACUAUGCUGUUAUACGCGAUGUGCUCAGGUAUCUCGUCGCCAAAAGGAAUUUGCAAAACGGCUUGAAAGAGGAGCCUGAUAUUUCUGCUGAUAUGGAUAUGCUUGGGGAUGUGAUGAAUAAUCCAGAAAUCCCGAUCGAUGAUCUGGAAUACUUUGCUGAUAAGCGACUCUCAGGAUCGUGUGCGUGGAUAUUGGACUCUCCAAAGUUCACCUCAUUCCUUCAUCAACAAUCUAUGUCACCAUGCGUCCUCUGGCUAUCAGGAAAACCUGGUUCGGGCAAAUCUGUCAUCUCUUCAUUUCUAAUUACCACACUUCAAGAAAGGCAGUUGAAGAAUGCAUUCUACUUUUUCCGCUUUGGAAAUCAGAUCAAGAACAACUUGACUUCUUUCCUUCUCUCUGUCGCAUGGCAGCUUGCAGCAGAGAUUCCCGAGUACCGGAGGCGACUUGUACGCCUGUUUGAGGAUGGAUUGAAUGUACGGAAAAUCGCUCCCCGUCUUAUAUGGCAAAGACUAUAUCUCGAGGCCUUAUUGAGAACAAGCAUACGGCAUCCUUUAUUCAUUGUUGUUGAUGGUCUGGAUGAAACAGAUUCGAACUCAUUGCUUAAGCUAUUAAUCGAAUUGCCACGAUCACAGUCGCCGUUGCGAUUUCUCCUUGUCAGCAGACCCACGCAGAAUAUAGCUACAGCUAUUGAUAGACUCGGCAAGAGGUUAAGUGUCCAAUCAAUGGUGGUCGACAACACAGAUGACGAUCUACGAAUGUACGUCGAGGAUGAGAUGCAAGCAAUGCAUGGCGAUGCGUCAUUCAAGCAGAGUAUUAGUGAACGCAUUCUUGCUAAGGCAGACGGCAAUUUUCUUUGGGCCCAUCUUGUCGUACAUGAGAUUUUACAAUGUCAUACCGAAUAUGAUGUAGAAGAUGCCAUGAGCCAUGUCCCAGAGGAUCUUGAACCACUUUACGAGCGCAUGGACGAGUCACUUGCUAAAGCAAUGAAGCCUUCCGAUCUGGCAUUGAGUCAAGCAAUUCUGCGCUGGGCAACAUGCUCUCGGUAUCCAUUGACUUUGGGUGAGUUGAAUGAUGCGUUGAAGGCAGAGUAUCCAAAGAUUAUGAACUUGGAGCACACGAUACGUACAGUUUGUGGUGACUUCGUCGUUAUCGAUAAACGGUCCCACCUCACCAUGAUACACUCUUCAGCCCGCGACUUCCUUAUGACCAAGACUGAGCUACAUUUCUAUGUCAGUCCUCCAGAAACACACCAUGCACUCUUUGCCAAGUGUAUAAGUUCCUUAUCAAGUUUAUGGCCUCGUUCAAGUACAGAACGCCAUUCAAGACCAACCCGGGAGUCUCAUACCUCCGAUCAAACGGAGUUUCAAAGUUCGAAGGCCUCACAGGUAGACCCAGAAACCAGGAAAUUUCUGCUGUACGCUGCAACCUCAUGGCCAUAUCAUCUCGAGGCUAGCGACACCUGGGCCGAUCAGGAGUCGGUCCUGCUUCUCUCAAAGUUCCUUCAAAGUCAGUGCGUCCUCCAUUGGAUUAACCUUCUCUCUCGAGCAAGCUUGUUGCGAGUUCUGGUACAGGCUUCGAAAACCAUGAUGGAUUUCCUCAAGUUGUCGAACAAGCUUGAUGCGGCAAGAAGUCCUUUAACUCAUCGCCUGAAGGAGAAAGCUGUCCUGGCAGACUGGUCGAACGACUUGGUACGUAUUGUGGGCAAGUUCGGAAGCCAACUCAUACAUUACCCCAAAACAAUAUUUGACCUCAUUCCAGCAUUUUGCCCGACACAGUCCAUCAUAUACAGACAGUUUGCGCUUUCGACAUCCUUCAAAGCACUCAAGAUCGUUGGACUUGCAAAUGCUGAGUGGGAUGACUGCCUGGCUAAAUUUACUGUACCUGGGUCAAGCAUGCCGCUUAAGCUUGUCACUCUUGACCGAUAUUUCUCUAUCCUGACCAGCGAUGGCAUCGUAAAACUUUACCACACCUCGACGUCUGAAGAGGCGAGAGUGUUCAGCCAUGGUGAAAGGGUGCUCACAAUGGCUUUCAGUGCGGCGGGUGAUCGGCUCGCAACUUAUGGGAUUUUGAAGACCAAGAUCUGGGAUACCCGGACAGCGAGGCUACUCUUCUCUGUCCAGAAUCCUCCCAGAGUAAAGGCACUUACUAUCGCCUUUACUCCGAAUGGCGAUACAAUCUUGACGUGUUCAGACGACCGCGUGGUUAGGUUCUGCGACGUUUUCGAGUGGCAGUAUGGAUGGGAGACCGUCCACGAUGUCUUUGGUACCGAGCUGUCUGGAAACUCUCAGUAUACGUCCCCACAGAAAGUCUCAUUCAAUACAGAGUGCACCGUUGUAGCAAUCGCAUUUCGUGGCCACGCGCUCAUGGCAUGGUCUCUUGAUGAACCACGUCCGUGGCUCAUUGGUCGUUGUGAAGGACAGCGUGAGCAGAUCAACACAAAGCAGAUGGCUCGAAGCAAAGUUCUAGGUGCUCAUGCAUUGUGCUGGAAUUCUACGACAGGUCAUGUCUUGGGAAUCUCUAAUGAAGGCUAUAUCUUCAAAUGGCAUCCCUUUGAUCAGGAUUACGCCAGCUCCGUAACCCGAGCCACUAAUAUUGAAUGCAGUGCUGACGGUCGAUACUUUGUGACCAGUAGUAGGAAUGGAGUGCUUCGUGUGUGGGAUUUCGAACACUUCACGCCAAUUUAUAAGCUGUCCUAUGCAGCGUCGAUACAAGACUUUGCGAUCGAUCGCAACGAUAUCCGCAUUUACGACAUCAGGGACAAAUUCUGCAAUGUCUGGGAGCCUAGUGCUAUUAUGCAGUUGCUAAACUCUGACGACAAGGCAAGCGAAACCACGAGCACGUACGAGUCUUCCCUCCAAACGAUAUCUCCCUCGGAAGCCCUGGUCGAUGCCAUGGAGCCGGUGACAGCGCUAGCUGUGUGCUCCAACCACGGCCUUUAUGCAGUAGGCACCGAUGAAGGCCGUGUUUCAGUAUUUGAUUUGGAGGGAUGUCGUAUCGCAGAACUCCCCGAGAGAUUCAUGACUAUUGAGCAAAUCUGUUUCAACCCCGAAGGCUCUAUGAUAGCAUCUGCAGAUCUCAGCCGAAGUGUCUUAGUGGAGCAAUUGAUUCCUAGAGAGGAUCAGAUGACCACGAGCACAUUGCUUGUGGCCCCCCAGCCAAACAUAGUGCGCCAGGUUCUCUUCAAUGCAGCUGGCACCAGGCUUUUUGUCUCAUCGACACCAACGAACAGAAUCUACCGGAUGGAUCAACACGAGAGCAUCCAAACAUUUUCAGAUCCCGAGUUUCGAAGAUGGAUCAACCAUCCAUUGAGCGAUGGUUUCGUCCUUGGUUUUUCGUGCGACAACGUGAAGGUUUGUCGCUGGGAUGGUAUCGAACAACCCAUACUGAGGAAGUUUGCGCCAAACGAGAUUGGAGAAUCAUUCUUCGAGCUACGACCUGAAUUUGUCAAGAGGAGGCCAUCGGAGUCCUACCCAAUGAGCCCAGCUGAGAUCACGAGGCUCGUGACCAAGAUCCUGGUAUCGAUGAAUGGUCGAAUUAUCUUGAUUGAGAUUUCCGAGUCCACCACUCAGGGAAAACGACGCAAGAAACAUAUCAUGGUCGACAUAAAUUCCAUUCUGGACCUAGAGACCGAGAACAUAGUCACGUAUGCAAUACCGGCAGAAGUGCAACCUCUGUUGGAAGUUUCGCUUGGCUUCCUCUCUAAGGAUGUCUACCAACUCGCACAGACAAGGUUGUCAGCACAACCACACCUUUAUCCUCGCCGUUCAUCAGGUCAGGCGAGCCUGCAGACAUUGGCAGCAUCAACUAUAACAGGGUCGACACUGCGAUCACCAUCGCCAGCUCGAUCGCCGUCUCCCCUGCCAUCUUCAACGUCCGCAACAUCCCUCCUCGAAGAACACAUCGUCGCAUUCAUCGACCGGGAGUUCUGGGUAUGCACCGCACCGUUCACGGGAACAAAUGCCGGGCACAUCAGACGACAUUUUUUCCUGCCUCGCGAUUGGGUCAAUUUGGACUGGCUGGAGCUCGCGAAGCUGUCUAGUGACGGAAAGAUACUUUGUCCGCGCAACGGCGAGGUCGCUAUCAUUUCCAAUGGCUUCAGAGAGAUCUGGCGUGAUUGA